UUUGUUCGGCUCCUUGAGAGUCUCCUUCUACCGGACACGGAGAAGGUGAAGUCGGCCACCAAGGCCUUGAACAAAAAUUACUAUACCCAUCCACAAUCCGUUUUAGCGUUGCUUCACCUUCUUAUAUCCCAUCCCAAAACAGAGGUGCGGCAACUGGCUGCCGUCGAGGCCCGUAAACUCGUCCCAAGGCACUGGUCGAAGAUCCCACAAGACCAGAAGCCGGAGAUUCGGAACCAACUGUUGGCGAAGACAUUGAAUGAGGAAGCUAGGCUGGUCCGACAUGCUUCGGCCCGUGUCGUCUGUGGCAUCUACAAGCAAGACUAUGAGACAUGGACCGAGCUUCCAGGCCUUCUCCAGGCCGCUGCAGUGGAAAACGAUGUCCGACACCGCGAAGUAGGCGUGUAUAUCACGUACCUCCUGCUCGACGCAAUGGGUGACAUGUUCUCCGAGAACUUGGGCGGUGUGUUCGACUUGUUGCGCAAAACCAUUCAAGAUCCGGAGAGCAUCGAAGUCCGUGUCAAUACCAUGCUGGCGCUGAGCCGUAUUUCCAUGUUGAUUGACGCGGAGGAGGAUGAAAAAUCCGUGAAGGAUUUCCAAAGCUGUGUGCCGGGGAUGAUGAUCGCUUUGAAGGAUGCUGUCCUUGCCCAAGCAGACCAUGCUGCCCAAGCGUUCGAGGUGUUUCACACUUUCAUCGCUGCCGAUGGGGCGUUGCUCGACGCACACUUCAAGGACAUUGUCAAGUUCAUGAUGGAUCUUGCCUCUCAGCCCGACAUGGAUGAGGACUCCCGCUCACAAGCUCUGGGUUUCUUGAUGCAAGCCGCACGAUACAAGCGACUCAAGAUCCAAUCCCUCCGGAUUGGAGAAGAGCUCACCCUCCGGUCUUUGCAGAUCGUCAAAGAGCUCAACGACCUCGCUAGCGAUGAUGAAGACCUCUCACCUGCCCGUAUGGCGCUCAGCCUCAUCGACUACCUUGCCUCAAGUCUACCGCCCAGCCAGGUCGUCGUCCCGUUGUUGAGAGCUAUUGGGCCCUAUGUCACUUCGCAAGACCCUGGUGAGCGUCGUGCUGGGCUUAUUGCCCUGGGUCAGUGCGUGGAAGGUGCACCGGAUUUCAUGAGCAGCCAGUUGAAAGAAAUCAUGCCCAUGGUUUUGAGUCUUCUUGAGGACUCGAACGCCCAAGUCCGCGAAGCUGCUCUGAGCUGCAUUGCUCGACUUGCGGACGACUUGGCGGAGGAACUCGGAAAGUACCAUGAGCAGCUGAUUCCCACCAUGAUCCGUGGCUUUGAUGCCGCAUACCAAGGGAUUGGGAGCGGUAACGACGAGGAGGCCGCGCUCAGAAUCAUUCGCAGCACCUGCGACGCGAUCGACUCUCUGAUUGAAGGGUUGGAGAAAGAGGACGCCGCCAAGUACGCACCCGAGCUGGUUCAACGAUUCAGCCGAUUGCUGGAACACGAUGAUUACCGGACACGGUCAGCCGCUAUUGGUGCGGUUGGGUCCAUUGCCUCCGCCGCCGAAGAAGGGUUCAUCCCAUACUUCAAACAGACCAUGCAGGCGCUUGGCAAAUACGUGGAGCAGAAAGAGUCGCAAGAGGAGCUCGACCUCCGGUGCGUCGUUGUCGAUUCAAUGGGAAAGAUCGCGAUCGCGGUUGGCCCGGAAGAGUUCAAGCCGUUCGUGGUGCCUCUCAUGCAGUCAUCCGAGGAAGCAUUGCAUCUCGACCAUCCCCAUGUUCGCGAGACGAGCUACAUCCUCUGGAGUACGAUGGCCAAAUUGUAUGAAGAGGACUUUGCUCCGUAUCUCGAUGGCGUGGCGAAAGGGCUUCUAGACAGUCUCAAUCAAGAAGAAGGCAACGACGACGUCGAGUUUGAUGAAGACGCUGAAGAUUUCGCCUCCACUCAGGUGACGAUCGGUGGAAAGAAGUUCACCGUCGCUACCGCCAAGGAUGAAGACGGCGAGGAGGAGAUCAUCGAUCUGGAUCCGUCCGGUGAAGACUGGGAAGAUGAGGAUUUUGAAGCCAUCACCGCCAUCGGCAUGGAGAAGGAAAUCGCGAUCGAAUGUAUCGGUGACGUGCUGAGCUACACCAAAGCACGAUACCUCCCACACUUCGAAAAGACGAUCGAGUCCGUCCUCAAACUUGCCGAACAUAGCUACGAAGGCAUCCGGAAGGCGGCGAUUGUCACGCUGUGGCGAGCAUAUGCUGUUGUUGCAGGCCUCGCCGAGCAGAAUGGCGCUGAGAAAUGGAAGCCUGGCUUCCCCCUGAAAGUCCAGCCAUCGGACGACAUUAUGAAGCUGGGAGACAUGAUCAUGACGGCUACGUUGCCCAAUUGGGAGGAGGAAGAUGAUCGACCAACAGUCACCGACCUCAACCGCAUCCUGGCCGCCACUUUGAAACAAUGCGGACCCGCACCACUUGUGAAGAAAGACGGCACCGGCAAUGUCGUCCACCAGCUUGUUGAAGGCAUCGUCGCCAUUCUCUCCAAGCAACAUCGCUGCCAGCUCGAUCUUGGUGAUGAGAACGCCGACGAGGAGGACAUUCCCCAGGAGUCAUCCGAGUACGAUUGGCUCAUCAUCGAAACCGCUCUCGAUUUGAUGGUCGCUCUCGCUGCCGUGAUCGGUCCGGAUUUCGUCGAGCUGUGGAAACGCCUGGAGAAGUACGUUUUGCGAUGGGCCAGCGGCCAAGAAGGAUACGAGCGCUCCGCAACGAUCGGCUCGAUUGCCGAGUGCAUCGCUCACAUGGGUGAGGGCGUGACGCCGUACACCAGCUCGUUCAUGAAGAUCUUGUUGCAUCGCGUCGGCGACGAGGACCCGGAGGUCAAGUCGAACGCCGUGUACGGAGUGGGGAUGUUGUACGAGAAGUCGGGCGACGAGGCCGAGUUGUUGAAGAACCUAGGCUCCAUCACGUCGAAGCUCGAGCCACUUCUGGAUUCCGAGCAGCCGGCUCGGAUCGCCGAUAACUCGGCGGGAUGUCUGAGCAGGAUCAUCUGCCGCUUCCCGAACCGGUUGCCGCUCAAGGAUGUGCUUCCGGUCCUCGUGGACCUGCUGCCGCUACGAGAAGACUAUGAGGAGAAUACACCGGUCUACAAGACCAUUGUCGGACUUUACAAGACACAAAACGAGGCAAUGCUCGCCCUCACCGAGCAGAUGAAGCCGGCGUUGGAGAAGGUGCUGAGCCCACCAGAGGAGCAGCUCAACGAUGAGACGCGCGGUCAGCUGAAUGAGCUGGUCCAAUUCCUGCAAAAGCAGUAAAUGAUGGUGAACGGCCUUUAGGUUAGACUACGAAGUGCGAUGACGAUCACGCAACGAUGGUAAUAGAGGCGGUUUGGAAGCCAGCGUGGAGCGCCAAAGGGGCCAUGGACGGAUGAUUCCAAAUGAUAUCCAGAUUUUUUUUGUACUCCAGACGCCGUAGCUUUUCCAAGCCCAUGCAAUGCCUUGUAUUAGAUUCCAUGUUGUUCCCACAUAGAUGAUGACACACGACCCGUUCC
Molecule: messenger RNA, 3476 nt
Organism: Eremomyces bilateralis CBS 781.70
Lineage: Eukaryota; Fungi; Ascomycota; Dothideomycetes; Eremomycetales; Eremomycetaceae
Product: ARM repeat-containing protein
Exons: 4
Coding region: 430-3240 (936 amino acids)
Biological process (GO): protein import into nucleus
Cellular component (GO): cytoplasm; nucleus
Molecular function (GO): nuclear import signal receptor activity
Source: RefSeq, a predicted model, not a curated record